Ricinus communis (castor bean) is the source of this 1884-nucleotide messenger RNA. RefSeq names its product F-box/kelch-repeat protein At1g51550. The coding region runs from base 283 to 1671 and encodes 462 amino acids. NCBI's taxonomy places the organism in Eukaryota, Viridiplantae, Streptophyta, Magnoliopsida, Malpighiales, Euphorbiaceae. Gene Ontology annotation, molecular function: protein binding. The record is from RefSeq and is a predicted model, not a curated record. The transcript has 2 exons.
AAAAAUACUAUUGGAGAGUGAGAGGUAUUUUAAAUUAGAUAUUCACUUUGUAUGUCAUUCAUCCAAGACCGGUAGAGUAAGGCAGUAGAAAAAGAAGAAGAGAAAACUAAAAAAUAAACUUACAAGAGUAACCAUUACCAUCUAUUAAAAAAAAGAAAAGAACAAUUACCAUUUCUAUGCAAAAACAACAACAGGGACAUUUUGGUGGUAAGUUAGUCCAAUAACCAUAGCCUUUUCUUCCACUAGCAAUCAUAACUUGCAGAAAUAGUGGCUGCUCUGUUCAUGGCUGAGACAGCAAAUACCACUGGCUUCAACACCAGCGAAUCAUCAUCAUCAUCGUCAUCACCAUCACCAUCAUCAUGUCCUAUGAUAAACAUAGCUCAAGACCAUCUCUUCACAAUCUUACUUCUACUUCCAAUAGAUUCAAUUCUGUCAUUUGGCAUGACCUGCAAGAGAUUCACGUCUUUAACGAGUUCUGAUGCACUCUGGGAAUCCAUUUGCAAGAGAGAUUGGGGACCCACGUCGGUGGAUGCACUCAAGAAUCAACACUUUCCAUGGAUGAGGCUAUACAAGCAGGUCUCACUGCUUGACACUAUUUCUUGCCACAAAUUAUCUGACCCAGAUACUGAUUCCCUACUUCCAAGCCCCAGGGCCUCUCACUCUCUCAACUUUAUCUCCGAUUGCUUGGUUUUGUUUGGUGGUGGCUGUGAGGGAGGACGCCAUCUUGAUGACACAUGGGUGGCAUACAUAGGGAAUGAGUUUCCAAGGACAUUCAAGUGGCAGAAGGUUGACUCAGGAGUUCCUAGUGGACGAUUUGGGCACACGUGUGUCGUCAUUGGCCAUCUGCUUGUUCUCUUUGGAGGAAUCAAUGACCGGGGAAUCCGUCAGAAUGAUACAUGGAUUGGGCAACUAAUCUUCAGCGAUAACCUUUGUAUCUCGCUCUCGUGGAGGUUGCUCAGUGUUCAAUCCCUUGCCCCACCAUCGCGAGGGGCUCAUGCUGCUUGUUGCAUUGAUCAAAGGAAGAUGGUUAUCCAGGGUGGAAUUGGGCUAAAUGGCCUUAGAUUGGGCGACACCUGGGUUUUGGAACUUUCAGAAAAUCUUUGUUUUGGAACAUGGCAUGAGCUUGUCAUUCAUCCAUCACCACCACCUCGUUCAGGGCACUCACUAACAUGCAUUGGGGAACCUGGAUUGGUUUUAUUUGGUGGAAGAGGAUUGGGUUACGAGGUGCUAAAUGAUGUUUGGUUGUUGCAGAUGUCUGACGGUCAGUUAAAAUGGGUACAGAUGCUCUAUGAAUUGCAAAAUAUACCUGAAGGAGUAUCACUGCCACGAGUUGGUCACUCAGCUACACUAACUUUGGGGGGCCGUGUGUUAAUUUAUGGAGGUGAAGAUUCAUACAGACAUAGGAAGGAUGACUUUUGGAUGUUAGAUAUUAGUUCAAUGAUAUCCACUCAAAUGCUGCCAACUGCACUGCGGGCAAAUAUGUGGAAACGGCUCAAGGCAAAGGGUUAUAAACCCAAUCGCAGGUCAUUCCAUCGGGCCUGCGGAGAUCAUUCAGGGCGUUACUUGUAUGUGUUUGGUGGAAUGGUGGAUGGCGUACUUCAGCCUGCUGAAGCAUCUGGGUUGAGGUUUGACGGGGAGCUCUUUCUUGUAGAGCUUGGGACUCUGCUUUAAACAGAAGCAGAAGGUACUAAGGCUAGCAUGGAGUACAUUCAGAACGUCCUCCUAUCAUUUGCUUAAUCUUGCAUAUGGUAGUUCUCUCAUGUACCUCAUCAUAUUCUGUACAUAUCUUUCAUGCAUCGAUGAUUAUUAGUAGUAAGUGGCUUCAUAGGGCUUGUCUAUGAUCUUGAAACAAUCUUCUCUAAGAACCAGGAAAAUUUUAACUCA